Molecule: messenger RNA, 1584 nt
Organism: Moesziomyces antarcticus
Lineage: Eukaryota; Fungi; Basidiomycota; Ustilaginomycetes; Ustilaginales; Ustilaginaceae
Product: NAD+ diphosphatase
Exons: 1
Coding region: 1-1584 (527 amino acids)
Biological process (GO): NAD+ catabolic process; NADP+ catabolic process
Cellular component (GO): cytosol
Molecular function (GO): NADH pyrophosphatase activity
Source: RefSeq, a predicted model, not a curated record
AUGUCUAGGCUCGUUGCACGUGCUCUACCUGCCGUCCGCAUCCAAGGCCCCAAGCAUCUCGUCGCGUCUGCCACCACCCGCUCGCUCUUCAGCCUACCAAUCACCACCCGACCGCAUCGAGGUUUGCGUCGAGCCGUCAAGAUGGCGACGCAGGCGGGCAGCUUCCCGUCGUUCACCACGGUCAACUUCUAUGCCGGCAGCAAGUUGAACCGGCUCUCGUGGUUGAGGACCUCGACCGAGUUUCUCAACUCGACCAUUGCGUCGCCGCACACGCGCUUCGUGCUGAUGAAGCACAACAAUCCGCUGUGCCACGGCUCGGGCGACAACGAGGGCAUGCUCGCCACAUUCUCCUGGGACGAGGUGAAGAAGCAUGUGCUGCAAAACGUCAAGGCCUCGGGAGGAGUUAACGGCGAAGAGGAUGCGUUGGUGUUUGGACCUCAGGCGUACGGGCUCACCAACGGCGCGGGCGAGAAGGAGUUUGCGCGCGCCACCGACGGCGUAGGACCGAGCAGGCUGGCUCUGGUGUUUCUGGGCAUCGACGAGUCGGAGCUCACGCAGACGUCGCUGCCGGGCCAGAUGGCCAAGGACGGCGACAAGCCGGAGGGCGCGCCUGCGGGCGUGCCGUACUUUGCGCUCUCGUUGACGUACCGCCCGGCGUUUGUCGAGGGCGAGGCGCCGAUGCAGGCGCUGCUGGACGAGAUCGAGGCGCAGGGUGACAAGUACGACUUCUUGGACCUGCGUGCCUCGUCGCGCGCCUCGGCAUGGCCGCGCGAGCACGCCGCCAUCGUGGCGCAGGCCAAGAGUCUGCUCGACUGGAACGAGCGCCACCAGUACUGCCCCGGAUGCUCGCGCCAGCAGUACUCGCUCUGGGCGGGAUACAAGCGCGGAUGCAGCUCCUCGCUCGGCCUCGCCGCACCCGGCUCGCACUUCGCAGCGGCUUUUCUUGCGGGAAAGACGUCGUUCGAGGAGGAUGGCAAGGGCGUUUGUCCGUCGACGCAGGUGCUGAGCAACUUCCACUAUCCGCGCACGGACCCGGUGAUCAUCAUGGCGAUCAUCUCGCCCGAUGGCGAAAAGGUGCUGCUGGGCAGGCAGAAGAAGUGGCCGGCGGGAUUCUACUCGUGCCUGGCGGGCUUCUGCGAGCCGGGCGAGUCGUUUGAGGAGGCGGUGCGGCGCGAGGUGCUCGAGGAAUCGGGCAUCCAGGUGGACCAGGUGAUCUACCAUUCGUCGCAGCCCUGGCCGUACCCGACCAACCUCAUGGCUGGCUUCUAUGGCAUCGCCAAGACCGACGACGCCGAGUCCAUCCGUCUGGACCUGGACAACGAGCUGGAGGAUGCGCGCUUCUACACGCGCCAGGAGAUUCUGGAUGUGAUUGAACGCAAGAAGAAUGCGCACUUUACGCGUGCCGAGCUCGAAAAGAUCGACAAGGAACAUCAUUCUUCUGAUGGGGAGGACAAGGCCAAGGACAAGGUGCAGAUUCGUCUGCCCCCCGACACGGCCAUUGCAAGAGUGCUCGUCGAGGCUUGGGCCAAAGGUCAUGCGGUGCUGCCUACUCACAUGGACAACUUCCAAAAGACGCGCAUGUAA